Molecule: messenger RNA, 6060 nt
Organism: Orcinus orca (killer whale)
Lineage: Eukaryota; Metazoa; Chordata; Mammalia; Artiodactyla; Delphinidae
Gene: FBH1
Product: F-box DNA helicase 1
Exons: 21
Coding region: 2539-5742 (1067 amino acids)
Biological process (GO): replication fork processing; double-strand break repair via homologous recombination
Cellular component (GO): nucleus
Molecular function (GO): 3'-5' DNA helicase activity; protein binding; DNA binding
Source: RefSeq, a predicted model, not a curated record
UGAAUUUGAGGGUUUGAUAUUGUUAAUCUUAUUCGUUUGUGAUUUUAUCUAUGGAAGCUUCUUUAAAUUAGACACUGUCUGUUGAUAAUUUUUCUAGACUGUUUCCAGUUUUAAUUCUGGACACUGUAUUUGCCAGCUUUGAAACAGUUGGGAAUGUUUGAAGAGAAAGCAGAGAUCAGUCUCAUAUCUGGAAUCUACAGGGUUAGUGGGUUUAUUGGCUGGAAUUCUUCAACUGCUUCUGUAGUUGACCCAAGUGUGUUUAGAGCACCUGAAUUAGGGGCCAGUAUUCGUCAGUAUAGUCAUUCCAGGGUUUCUGCAGGGAAUUCGUUCCAGGACCCCCUAUGGCACCAAAAUCUGAGAGGGCUCAGGCCCCUCAGAGUCCACCCUGUGGACAGGGACCUGUGGAUCCCACAUCCGCGGAUUCAGCCAACCACAGGUGUUGGUGUUUUUCAUCUGCGGUUGGUGGAACUCGCAGGUGCAGAACUCACGGAUCCCAAGGGCCAACUCUGUUCUGCAAGGCCCAUUGUAGCUUCCUUAUGUCUUCUGCCAGUCAGCCCAGAGGUCCCCAUUCAGACAAAAUAGCAAUUAGGUUGUUGGCUUUGUAAUAUGAAGAAUUUUGAGCAGAAGAGGUAAACUUUCGUGUCUUAUUUUUAAAAAGAAUAAUCAGAUUUCAAGCUUUUUUUUAAUGUGGAAAAUUUUCAAAUUUAUUGUUUUAACAUAGAAAAACUGCACAUUCAUUUUUUCUGCCUCUGUAAGUAUGAGGAAUAUGUUCAACAACAAAAUAAUUAUAAAACCAUUAUAGUGGAGGGGAUUUUUUUGUUCAUAAUAAGUAAUUAAGAUAUAUGACUUGGCUUUUUUUUUAAUUAAUUAAUUUAUUUUUUGCUGCAUUGGGUCUUUGCCGCUGCGCGCCGGCUUUCCCUAGUUGCGGCGAGCGGGGGCUACUCUUCGUUGCAUUGCACAGGCUUCUCAUUGCGGUGGCCUCUCCCGCUGCGGAGCACAGGCUCUAGGUGCGUGGGCUCAGUAGUUGUGGCGCACGGGCUUAGUUGCUUCGUGGCAUGUGGGAUCUUCCCGGACCAGGGUUCGAACCUGUGUCCCCCGCACCGGCAGGCGGACUCCCAACCACUGCGCCACCAGGGAAGUCCCUUGGCUUUUUAAAAGGUAUUUUCAGUAAUACAGAGUAUGCUGUAAUUGGACUGCUGAUAUACUUCAUGUCUUGCCAUUAGGUGACAUCUUUAUAAAUUGAAAGUUAUUUCAAUGUUUUAUGCAAAUCAAUCACAUCUAAGCUUUGUUUAACACAAUAAGCAGAUGUGUAUAUUUGUAUAGGGUUUUAUUUUAACAAGUCUUUUGGAGUGUGUUUUCUCAUUUAAUCGUUGUAACGCCCCUGAGUCUUAGAGAAGCUAAGUGACCAGGGGUCCUCCGGCCACUAUGUGGCCAACUUAGGGCUCACACCUAGUUUUUUUCCUUUUAAGUCCACUGUCCCCUCACUAUGUGACACUGCUUUUAUCCGGCUGAGCAUUUUUUUAAAUAAAUUUAUUUAUUUAUUUUUGGCUGCGUUGGGUCUUCGUUGCUGCAUGUCGGCUUUUAGUUGCGGCGAGCGGGGGCCACUCUGUUGCGGUGCGCGGGCUUCUCAUUGCGGUGGCUUCUCUUGUUGUGGAGCAUGGGCUCCAGGCGCGUGGGCUUCAGUAGUUGUGGCUCAUGGGCUCCAGAGCACAGCCUUAGUAGUUGUGGCACACGGGCUUAGCUGCUCCACGGCAUGUGGGAUCUUCCUGGACCAGGGCUCGAACCCAUGUUCCCUGCAUCGGCAGGCAGAUUCUCAACCACCGCGCCACGAGGGAAGCCCGGCUGAGCAUAUUUUUAAGUACUUCUUCAUGACUUAAGAGUUAUACCACUGCAUUUUAACUCUGAAUUCAGGUAGUGAAAAGGUCUCUAGCGUCCUUUCAGAGGGGCCUGUAGAACUAUUUCUGUGUGUAGAAGUAAUUUUUAAAAAGUCUUGAAAUAUCCAUGAAGUUUUUUUAAACUUCCAUUAAACCUUGAAAGAAUAAACUGAAAUUUGGAAGGAUCAUUUCUGAAGAAGCUAAGGGCUGAGGGGAGUUAUUAAGUUUAUAAACUGUAUCAGAUAUACUCAGUGGUGUCUUGGUUUCAGACGUUUUCAGGCUUACAGGAAAUGUUGAGUGAGAUUCUGGCAUUUGAUACUACAGUUUACUGGAGUAUUUUUAGCAUCUGAAAAUACGGUACUGGCAGGAACUGAUUUCUCUGUUGACCGUCUCCUGUAAAGGGUCACGUUUUAAUUUUUUUUUAAUUUAUUUUUAUUUAUGUUAUUUAUUUUUGGCUGUGUUGGGUCUUUGUUGCUGUGCACAGGCUUUUUCUAGUUGUGGCGAGCAGGGGCUACUCUUCGUUGCGGUGCACGGGCUUCUCAUUUCAGUGGCUUCUGUUGCUGCAGAGCACAGGCUCUAGGCACUGGGCUUCAGUAGUUGUGCCUCGCGGGCUCUGGAGUGCAGGGUCAGUAGUUGUGGCGCGUGGGCUUAGGUGUUCCGCGGCAUGUGGGAUCUUCCUGGACCAGUGAUCAAAACCAUCUCCCCUGCAUUGGCAGUGAGACGGUUUAAGCGGAAGCAUCUUACAGCCGUCGACUGCCAACAUCUGGCUCGCAGUCACUUGGCCGUGACCCAGCCCUUCGGUCAAAGAUGGACAAACAGAGACCCGAACCACGGUCUCUAUCCUAGACCCAGAACCAAAAGAGGGACUAGAGGUCGAGGAUGCCUGGGAUACAACCCUGAAUUCUUCCUCGCUGGCCAGCAGCGGCGCACCAAUGACAUGGCCAAAAGCAAUUCUGUGGGCCAGGACAGCUCUAAGGACUCGGAGGAUGAGAUGAUUUUUGCUGCAGAAGGCCACUGCGCCCUGCCUCAGGGAGGUGAUGGAGCAGUACGGCCACGCUCGUCAGGGAAGCGGUCUCGGUCCUUCGAGGACGAGAGGAAUCAAGCCACAGGGACCAGUCAGUGGGAUGGGGUUUCUAGGAAGACCCCACGGCAUCAUCUGUCCCUGUCGUGCAGACGGCCCAGGGAAGGCAGGCAGGAAGCAGAGGACGGUGUGUCGUGGUUCUCUGCGCAGCCGGGAGAAUCCAGCCAGGAGGUGGAGGACAUUGGUCCUGAUCCUGUUCCUGACUCUUACUAUGGGCUUCUUGGGACCUCGCCCUGCCAGGAACCCCAGAGCCACAUCUGCAGCCUGCCCAGUGAGGUCCUGAGGCACAUCUUUGCUUUCCUCCCCAUGGAAGACCUCUACUGGAAUCUGAGCUUGGUGUGCCACUUUUGGAGGGAGAUAAUCAGUGAUCCACUGUUCAUUCCUUGGAAAAAGCUGUAUCACCGAUACCUGAUGAAUGAAGAGCAAGCUGUCAGCAAAGUGGAUGGCAUCCUCUCGAGCUAUGGCAUAGAGAAGGAGUCAGACCUGUGUGUGCUGAACCUCAUCCGCUACACAGCCACCACUAAGUGCUCCCCGAGUGUGGACCCUGGACGGGCGUUGUGGAGUCUGAGGGAUCACCUCCUCCUCCCCGAGGCAGAGGCCUGCGUGCGCCAACACCUCCCCGAUCUCUACGCUGCCCCUGCCGGUGUCAACGUGUGGGCCUUGGUGGCGGCCAUCAUCCUCCUGUCCAGCAGCGUCAAUGACAUCCAGCAGCUGCUCUUCUGCCUCCGGCGGCCCAGCUCCACAGUGACCAUGCCAGACAUCACUGAGACUCUGUACUGCAUUGCCGUGUUGCUCUACGCCAUGAGGGAGAAAGGGAUCAACAUCAGCAAUCGGAUUCACUACAACAUUUUCUAUUGCCUGUAUCUUCAGGAGAAUUCCUGUGCUCAGGCCACAGAAGUCAAAGAGGAACCAUCGGUCUGGCCAGGCAAGAAAACAACCAUCCAGCUGACACAUGAACAACAGCUGAUCCUAAGCCAUAAGAUGGAACCUCUCCAGGUGGUAAAAAUUAUGGCAUUUGCAGGUACUGGGAAGACCUCCACCCUGGUCAAGUACGCUGAGAAGUGGUCUGAGAGCAGGUUUCUGUACGUGACCUUCAACAAGAGCAUCGCCAAGCAGGCCGAGCUCGUCUUCCCCAGCAAUGUCAUCUGCAAGACCUUCCACUCCAUGGCCUACGGGCACAUCGGGCGCAAGUACCAAUUGAAGAAGAAGUUGAAUCUCUUCAAGUUAACCCCCUUCAUGGUCAACUCUGUCCUUGCUGAAGGGAAGGGUGGCUUCAUAAGGGCCAAGCUAGUAUGUAAGACUCUGGAAAACUUCUUUGCCUCGGCUGACGACGAGCUGACGAUUGACCACGUGCCCAUCUGGUGUAAGAACAGCCAGGGACAGAGAGUCAUGGUCGAGCAGAGCGAGAAGCUGAACGGUGUCCUCGAAGCGAGCCGACUUUGGGACAACAUGCGGAAGCUGGGCGAGUGCAAGGAGGAGGCUUACCAUAUGACGCACGACGGCUACUUGAAACUCUGGCAGCUCAGCAAGCCUCUGCUGGCCUCUUUUGACGCCAUCUUUGUGGACGAGGCCCAGGACUGUACCCCAGAGCCCUUACUUUCCAUCUUCUUGGUCGCAGCGAUCAUGAACAUAGUUCUGUCUCAGCCAUGUGGGAAAAUCUUCGUGGGGGACCCACACCAACAGAUCUAUACCUUCCGAGGUGCAGUCAACGCUCUGUUCACAGUCCCUCACACGCACGUCUUCUAUCUCACACAGAGUUUUAGGUUUGGUGUGGAAAUUGCCUAUGUGGGAGCUACAAUCUUGGAUGUCUGCAAGCGAGUAAGAAAAAAGACUUUGGUUGGAGGCAACCAUCAGAGUGGCAUUCGAGGUGACACGAAGGGGCAGGUGGCCCUGCUGUCCCGGACCAACGCCAACGUGUUUGAUGAGGCCGUCCGGGUGACGGAAGGAGAAGUGCCUGCCCGGAUCCACCUGAUAGGGGGGAUUAAAUCAUUUGGAUUGGACAGAAUCAUUGAUAUUUGGACGCUUCUUCAGCCGGAGGAAGAACGGAAGAGACGAAACCUCGUCAUUAAAGACAGGUUCAUCAGAAGGUGGAUGCACAGAGAGGGCUUCAGUGGCUUCAAGCGGUAUGUGACUGCGGCCGAGGACAAGGAGCUGGAAGCCAAGAUUGCGGUCGUGGAGAAGUACAACAUCCGGAUUCCAGAGCUGGUGGAAAGGAUAGAGAGAUGCCACAUAGAGGACUUGGACUUUGCAGAGUACAUCUUGGGCACUGUGCACAAGGCCAAAGGCCUGGAGUUUGACACUGUGCAUGUCCUAGAUGAUUUCGUGAAAGUGCCUUGUGCUAGGCACAACCUCGCUCAGCUGCCCCACUUCAGAGUCGAGUCAUUUUCUGAGGACGAGUGGAAUUUACUGUAUGUAGCAGUAACUCGCGCCAGGAAGCGUCUCAUCAUGACCAGGUCACUGGAGAACAUCUUGACUUUGGCUGGGGAGUAUUUCUUGCAAGCAGAGCUGACAAGUAAUGUUUUGAAGACAGGCGUGGUCCGCUGCUGCGUGGGGCAGUGCAGCAACGCCAUCCCCAUGGACACCGUGCUCACCAUGCGGAAGCUACCCAUCACCUAUAGCAACAGGAAGGAAAACAAGGGUGGGUACCUGUGCCACUCAUGUGCAGAGCAGCGCAUUGGGCCGCUGGCCUUCCUGACUGCCUCCCCCGAGCAGGUGCGCGCCAUGGACCGCACCGUGGAGAACAUCGUGCUUCCCCGGCAUGAGGCCCUGCUCUUCCUUGUCUUCUGAGGUGCAGGGAGCUCUCUCCUCCGGCCAGGAUGCUGGGCAGACUCCUGCCUCCGUGGACGGCGGCAUGGGGGGCUCCCUCCCCGAGACCGGACUCACUCACAGAGCAUCUUCUGAGGAAGAUGAAGCCGACUGGAGCUGGACUUGCCGUGUCUCCACCCCUGGAGGUAGCCAGACCCCACUGCCCCUCCUCCACCCCAGCAGGCCGGGGAUGCAGGGGAUGGUCUUUUGAUAAAAAAAAAAAAAAGAAAAAAAAAAGAAAAAUUAUGUAUUUAAACUUUUAUUACAAGGUUUCGAUUAAACAGGCAUUGUAGCACUGGC